AUGUUGGUGCUCAGCGAACCCUUGGAGGAGGAGCCCAAGAGCGUGUCCCAACAGCUCCAGCACCUGCUGCAUAUGUGCUGCGGCUCCGUGAUGGAGGCUUUGGCGGCGGUGCUGAUCCUUACCAACGCGGUGCUCUUCGGCAUCCAGGCAGACCACGCAGUGAAGAACCCUGGCAGCGAGCCGACCUUCUUCGCAACUGCAAACUUCGUCUUCACUGUGCUCUUCACCCUGGAGCUCUCGGUCCGUGUAUUUCGAGAAGGCAAGUUCCUCUUCUCUUGCUACAACCCGGACAUCAAGUGGAACAUCAUGGAUGCAAUCCUCGUGGCGUUUGGCCUGUUCGAGGAGAUCCUCACACGGAGCUUCUCAGUAACGAGUGCUCCCAACAUGUCCUCCGCACGGAUCUUGCGCCUGCUGCGGCUGGUGAGGGUGGCGCGUGUGCUGAGAGUCCUGCGAUUCUUCUCGGACUUGCGGGUGAUGAUUUUGGGGGUCUUGAGCUCACUCAAAGCUUUGAUGUGGGCGCUGAUCCUCCUUUUCUUCAUCAUCUACAUUGCUUCUGUCUGCAUCUUGCAGUUCGUGGGGGAGCACCUGAAAGAGAACCCCCAGGACCUUCCAAGUGGCCCACUGGAAUUCGCCGGGCUCUCGCCCUUCUCGUCGCUGGCAACAUCCUGCUUCACGCUGUUCCUGACUAUCUCCGGGGGCAUCAGCUGGGGGGAGCUGGCGCCGCCGUUGAUGGCGGUGAACCCUUUGCUCACCCCGGUGCUCACACUCUACGUGGCCUUGGCCAUGUUUUGCGUUCUCAACAUUGCCAGGGCCUGGUCACGGGUUGUAACCCGGGCCACCCCCUCUCACCCCCAGCGAUCCCCCGCUUCCCGCUUGCAACGCGCCAUGCUGAAGCUCCCCGAGAGCGACAUCCCCAGCGAGGGCGCGCGCCCGGAGGUGCCGGAAAGUCCCCACGCCUUCUCCCCCAUGGAGAACCGCCUGGACCGGGAGCCGGGGGCCUUCUUCGGUCAGCCCGCGCACCUGGAGACCCCGCAGCCGGGCGCUGCGUCCCGGCUGGCGCUGCCCAGCCCCGGCGCCAUCUUGGAAGAGAAGCUGUCCCGGCCCACCUCCCUGGACGUGACGGAGGCCACAGAGACCUGGCCACCCACUCCCAGCUCCCCGAAGACGAAGGCCACCUCUCCAGGCAAAGAGCCCGCGGGCUCGCGCCGGAGCCUUACCGCCUUCAGCCGGCGCCUCGCCCUGGCCACCGCCUCCGCCCCCGAGCGCCUGGCCGAGAAGCUGAUUGAGCAGCUGCGGCAGAGUUGCUUGGAUGAGGCAAACCUCGGCAAGAACAUGUGUACCUGGGAUGGCACUCUUCCGGGCAGCCGGCGCUUUAGCUCCCAGGUGGCGCAGGCCUUGGCCGGGCAGCUGCAGGAGGUGGGCUUCGCCUCGGUGGAGUGGUGGGCCGGCAAGGAGUUCAAAGACACCGGGGGCAAGUACUUGGUCAUCCACAACGCCAUGUACGACAAGUACACCGUGCGCUUGCGGGUGAAGUGGUCUCAUGAGGUGCAGCUUCAGCAGCAGCGGGCGAUUCCGAGACCACGGCUGGAGGGGCCGGUGUUGAGCAUUCUGAGCCAGCUGCGGGAGGUCUUGGAGCUGCAGCAGCGGCUGCUGCAGCUCAAGCAGGUGGAGAAAAAGGCGGCGCUGGCGCGGGCGCAGCAGGCGGAGGCCCGGGCCGAGAAAGCGGAGCUGCAGGCGGAAGAGGCCCAGGCCACGCUGGCGGAGCUGCUGCACGCGCCCACCUCCCACCACGCCGAGAUCCCGGAGAUGAGCCUUCGGGAGAUCGCCGGGAUGUGA
This is a messenger RNA of Effrenium voratum, 1836 nucleotides long. NCBI's taxonomy places the organism in Eukaryota, Dinophyceae, Suessiales, Symbiodiniaceae. The record is from the annotation of a GenBank genome assembly.